This is a messenger RNA of Dictyostelium discoideum AX4, 603 nucleotides long. It is a transcript of the gene racH, whose product is annotated as Rho GTPase. NCBI's taxonomy places the organism in Eukaryota, Evosea, Eumycetozoa, Dictyosteliales, Dictyosteliaceae. Gene Ontology annotation, molecular function: G protein activity; GTPase activity; GTP binding. Bases 1 to 603 code for a protein of 200 amino acids. The transcript is spliced from 3 exons. Gene Ontology annotation, biological process: regulation of actin filament polymerization; mitotic cytokinesis; intracellular protein localization. Gene Ontology annotation, cellular component: plasma membrane; membrane. The record is from RefSeq and is a predicted model, not a curated record.
AUGGUAAAAGAUAUUAAAGUAAUGGUUGUAGGUGAUAUGAGUGUAGGUAAGACAUGUUUACUCAUUUCCUACACUACAAAUUCAUUCCCCGGAGAAUAUGUUCCAACUGUUUUUGAUAAUUAUAAUGCAAAUGCAAUAGUUAAUAAUACACCAAUAAAUUUAGGACUUUGGGAUACUGCUGGUAGUGAGGAGUACAAUUCAUUCCGUCCACUUAGUUAUCCAGGUACAGAUGUAUUUAUUAUUUGUUUUUCUUUAAUUUCACAAACAAGUUUUGAAAAUGUCAUUAAAAAGUGGCACCCAGAAAUUAUUCAAAAUAUGGAACAAGUCCCACCAAUUAUUUUAGUUGGAACUAAAUUAGAUCUUCGUGGUAAAGGUAAAAGUGAAGAAAAAGAAGUUACACCAGAAAUGGGUGAACAAAUGAGAGCAGCAAUUGGUGCUUAUAAAUAUUCUGAAUGUUCUGCACUCACUCAAGAUGGUUUAACAACUGUAUUCGAAGAAGCAGGUAGAGUUGUACUCUUCCCUCCUUCAAAAGAGGAAUUGGCUAAAUCAAAAAAAGACUCUAAAAAAGGUGAUAAAGACUCAAAGGAUUGUAUAAUACAAUAA